GUGGGCACAGGUGGGUGGCACUGGUGGGCACAGGUGGGUGGCACUGGUGGGCACAGGUGGGUGGCACUUCUGGGCACAGGUAGGUGGCACUGCAGAGUGGCACAGGUGGGUGCACUGCUGGGCACAGGUGGGGGCACUGCUGGGCACGGGUGGGCGGAGCUAGUGGGCGCACUGCUGGGCGGAACUUGCGGGUGUCACUGCUGGGCACCGAUCAUCAGGGCACUGAUCAUCAGUGCCCUGAUGAUCGGUGCCGAUCCCCGCUCUGACAACUGCCGGUUCUCGGCAGUACUUUCCUCACGAUCUGACAGCGUGAGGAAAGUGCAGCCGAGAACCGGCACUUGC
This is a messenger RNA of Staurois parvus, 342 nucleotides long. The record is from the annotation of a GenBank genome assembly. NCBI's taxonomy places the organism in Eukaryota, Metazoa, Chordata, Amphibia, Anura, Ranidae.